AUGCCGCGACGGCGGCCACCUCGAGAUGGUCUCGUCGUGAAUAACCUCAUCCUGUUUGCAGCGGCCUUCUUAAUUCUCCCAUGGCUCGUCGAAGCUCAGCAGCAGCAACGACCCAGCGUCCGGGAGCGACACGACGCCCCGCUCGAGAAUCUCGAACCUGAAGCCUUGCACACGCUCGAGGCCACGACAAUCCCACAACAGCUCGAGACCCCUCUCAUUGCUGGACGUCGAAAAAGCACCUACAACAAAUAUUUCAAAAACGAUGCGAGCGCCAUCGCAACUUUGGCUCCGGCGGACACCGCCGUUGCAGCACCACCCCCAAGACGGUCCAGCAGGGCAACUGCUGGGCUAGCCUCGCCGCAAUCUGCGCGGAGUCUUGAGGAUUGGGAAGUAGAAGACUUUGUGCUUCUGGCGACCGUCGACGGCAAACUAUAUGCCCGGGAUCGGAAGAGUGGUAAGGAGAAGUGGUCCUUGGAGGUGGACAAGCCCAUGGUCGAGACAACUUACCAUCGACGAAACCGAUCCGAACUCCAAGAGAACUAUGACCCGAUAACGAUCGAUGAUUACCUGUGGAUUGUCGAGCCGAGUCGAGAGGGGAGCCUCUACGUGUAUCGACCGGGUGGACCGAAUCCCGGCCUGGUCAACACCGGCCUUACCAUGAAGAAAUUGGUCGAGGAAAUGUCUCCUUACUCGGAUGAGGAUCCAGCAGUCACGUAUACUGGCGAAAAGAAGACGACCAUGAUAGUCAUUGAUGCCCAGACUGGACGAGUACUCAAGUGGUUUGGAUCGACGGGUGCCUUGGUGAACGAUGAAAACUGUCUAAAUACGAAUGGCUUUCUUGAUAAGGACAGUGAAGAGUGCAGUACCAGCUCUACAUUGACCAUUGGCCGGACAGAAUAUACCGUUGGAAUCAGCGGGGCAAAAGACGGCCGUCAAAUUGCUACCCUGAAAUUUUCGGAAUGGGUGCCCAAUAAUUACGAUCAUGACCUUCAACGCCAAUACCACACAACGCUGGACAAUAAGUACAUCUAUACUAGCCAUGAUGGUGGGGUCAUUGGGUUUGAUCUUGAUCGUACUAGCGCCAACGAACCAGGAAGGCUGUUCAAACACAAAUUCGCCUCGCCUGUUGUGCGUGUGUUUGACGUAGCCAGACCUUGGGGGUCUGAGGAUAAUGACCCGAACCUCAUUAUACUGCCCCAGCCCAUGCCUCCCGACCCAAUCGAAGAUGAAGCCUCAGCCGCUCACCGAGCGCGCAGCAUCUUUCUUAACCACACAGAAGAUGGGAGCUGGUAUGCUAUGUCAGGAAAAUUCUAUCCCUUGGCAGUCCAAGGAAUCAGACAAGCACCGUGUGAGCAGCAAGAGUGGCGGCAACGUGGUCCUUCCUGGGAUAGCCUGAAUGACCUGCAAUUAUCACAAGCUCUUGUUGGGCUGCACUCAAUUGACCAUGUGUCGAACGAGAGGCUCUUGACAAUCUCUGCGCCCUCCUCAAACGACAAUCAAAGCAACGACGCUGCCACCGAUACUGUUCCUGCACUGUUGCCAGAACCUUCUAUUCUGCAACGUAUCCAACUUCUCCCUGGGGUUGCUGCAAACAGCCUCCUCGAAUUCGUCAAGAAUCCAAUGCUAAUCAUCUUAUUGAUUGCUGUAUUAGUGUCCAAUCAGAGGCAAGUUCGCACGUGGAUUGGCCGAUUGGGGCACAAAUAUGGAAUUCGCUUUCUUGAACCACCAACAGAUUCGGGUACGGUUGACGCAACCCUACCUCCAAAAGCCUCAGAAUCCAAGACUGUCGGAGUUCCUUCUUCUGGUCGGACUUCGUUGACACCGGAAGUGAGGGUAGAGGAGGUUAAAGCGCCUAAAGCCGAAGGAGUUGCGGAGAAUGGGAACGGAGAGAUGGAUAAAUUAACGAGGGUAAAUUCUCUCGAAGUUCCUUCUCCGGAAGAUCCCACUGCAAGUCCUGGAAAGGAGAAGAGGAAGGCUCAUCGAGGCCGUCGAGGUGGCGUUAAGCACAAGAAAAACAGAGAUCGCGCUACUUCCCAGGAUGCGUCGCAAGAGCAUAAAAUCCCGGCAACUGUCGAGGAUGCUGUUCGAGAUGCUCAAAACAUGGGCGAGCAGACCAAGUUAGAGCCUGAUAUACGUACUCUAUCACAUGAUCCCUCCGAAGUCUCAGGGCCUAUCAUACGUGUUGGGUCAUUGAUAGUCAACACUGACAAGCUCAUUGGCACCGGUAGUAACGGGACAAUGGUUUUUGAGGGCAACUUCGAUGGACGCGAUGUCGCCGUCAAACGGAUGCUCAUGCAGUUCUAUGACAUUGCCUCGCAAGAGACGAAGCUCCUCAGAGAGAGCGACGAUCAUCCAAAUGUUAUUCGAUACUUUGCUCAGCAGCAGGCUGCCGGGUUUCUCUACAUCGCUUUGGAGUUGUGUCCGGCUUCCCUGGCCGAUGUCAUCGACAAGCCUUAUUUGCAUCGGGAACUCGCACAAAGUGGCGAGAAAGAUCUACCUCACGUCCUCUACCAGAUCACCAAUGGUCUUCAACAUCUGCACAGUCUCCGUAUUGUGCAUCGUGAUUUAAAACCACAGAACAUCUUGGUUACAAUGGGCAAGGAUGGCAAACCUCGUCUCCUUGUGUCUGAUUUCGGAUUAUGUAAGAAGUUGGAGGGUGAGCAAUCGUCAUUCCGAGCAACCACUGCCCAUGCAGCUGGUACAUCUGGUUGGCGUGCUCCGGAGCUUCUUCUUGAUGAUGAUGCGAGGGAUGGUCCAGCGAUGGUCGACGCGAGUACCAAUGGCGACUCGUCCGGAGCUCUGGUCAGCUCUGACCUGAUGCCCAACCGACGAGCUACCCGAGCCAUCGACAUCUUUUCACUAGGUCUCGUCUUCUUUUAUGUCCUAACAAAAGGCUCUCACCCGUUCGACUGCGGCGAUCGCUACAUGCGUGAAGUCAACAUUCGUAAAGGCAACUACAGCCUUAAAAACCUUGAAGUUCUCGGUGACUUCGCCUUCGAAGCCAAGGAUCUCAUUGGCUCAAUGUUAGCACCAGAACCUAGACGGCGGCCAACUGCACGCCAGGUCAUGGCACACCCCUUCUUCUGGUCCGCCAAGAAACGUCUCAAUUUUCUCUGCGACGUCUCCGACCACUUCGAAAAGGAGGUUCGCGAUCCGCCAUCACCUGCCCUCAGAGAACUCGAACGCUGGGCUCCUGAGAUAUGCCGCGGCGAUUUUCUCAAACCGCUCGGCAAAGAAUUCGUCGAAUCAAUGGGCAAGCAGCGCAAAUAUACCGGGACGAGGUUAUUGGACUUAUUGCGGGCGCUGCGAAAUAAGAGAAAUCAUUAUGAGGAUAUGAGUGACAAACUAAAAAAGGAUGUGGGACCGCUGCCGGAUGGGUAUCUCAACUUUUGGACCAGGAGGUUUCCGAAUCUACUUAUUACAUGUUGGAAUGUGGUUUACGAUGUACAGUGGGACGAGACGGAUAGGUUCAGGGAGUAUUAUUUACCGGCUGGUCUGUAG
Amorphotheca resinae ATCC 22711 is the source of this 3501-nucleotide messenger RNA. RefSeq lists its product as hypothetical. Gene Ontology annotation, biological process: IRE1-mediated unfolded protein response; protein phosphorylation; mRNA processing. The transcript has 2 exons. NCBI's taxonomy places the organism in Eukaryota, Fungi, Ascomycota, Leotiomycetes, Helotiales, Amorphothecaceae. The record is from RefSeq and is a predicted model, not a curated record. Gene Ontology annotation, molecular function: ATP binding; protein serine/threonine kinase activity; RNA endonuclease activity. Gene Ontology annotation, cellular component: IRE1-TRAF2-ASK1 complex. Bases 1 to 3501 code for a protein of 1166 amino acids.